Messenger RNA from Mytilinidion resinicola, 690 nucleotides. RefSeq lists its product as uncharacterized. Lineage: Eukaryota; Fungi; Ascomycota; Dothideomycetes; Mytilinidiales; Mytilinidiaceae. The record is from RefSeq and is a predicted model, not a curated record. The transcript has a single exon. Bases 84 to 512 code for a protein of 142 amino acids.
GAUAGGAAGUAAGCUAGGAAACAUUUUACAUCAAAAAGACACCUAGAAUCUACGAUACGUCUCCUUGAGGAAGGGAGAGAGAGAUGACGGAAACAGUCACCUACUGGAUCAAACACCGCCACCCUACCAUCACCCACCUAUGCAACCUUCCUCGUCACCCGCCCAGACUCCCUUGCCCUUCGCCGGCUACUCCCGUCGUCCCCUUAAAGCACGCCAAGCUCCGUAUCUCCGCCAAGCCAACCACCACAAUCUCCAAAACUCCGCCUUACGAUUCCCAUCUCGCACAACAGCGCUUGGCCAGGCGUACCUACCGCCGAUCUCUUGGCCUGCGUUCCGUAGCUCCGCCAGUUCUUGGCAGGCGCGUGCCAAGGGGCGGACAAGAUCGGAUCUGGCGCAUUGCCAAGGUCCAUGCGAGACUUGAGACCUCGCUGGGCACCGCACUGACGCCGAUACCCGUUUUUCUUGUCGUGCGGAGCCGUAGUUCGAAUCUUGGGUGCAUAACGAUUGCCUAGAUGGUGGCGCGGGAGCUAAGGGAUGUCCCGCAUGAUGCUUUUCGUUCGGAUCUAGGGCCGGUGUGGGUUUCCUAAGGCUUGGUAGUGACAAACUGGCCACGGUGGGCGAUCUUUCGAUAGUCCUUCGCGGGCGGAUCGCCGCGGAAUGGUUUGCAUGAAGUUGAUGGUGAUGGUGGUG